GGGUGAGAUCGAGAGAGACAGGGAGAAAGGAAGAGAGAGAUAGACAUGCACAGAGGAGGAGAGAGAGGAGGAGGGAGAGGAGGGGGAGGCUCCUGAUACCAAGACACGGAAAAGCAGGGGAGGGAAAGAGCGAAAGAACAAGGGGCUGGUGGAGGAAGAGGAGAGGGGAGUUGGAGAAAUCGGGGAAUAACACUUAACAAAAAGCGCACAGAGAAGAGGAGGGACGGCACCCGGCGCGUUGGACAUCCCCAGCUUUCUUCCCUCAGGCUGUCAGAGCAGAUUGGACUCCGAAGGACCGACACGGCGGCCACCCCAGACCCCAUGGGGUAACAGAUGUUUUGAGGAGAGGCUUUUGUUCAGCUACACAGAUGAACAACAGGAAGGAGGACAUGGAGAUCUCAUCUCACUACCGUCAGCUCCUCAGAGAGCUCAAUGAACAGAGGCAGCAUGGCAUCCUCUGUGAUGCCUGUGUCAUCGUGGAUGGAAAGAUCUUCAAGGCCCAUAAGAACGUCCUUCUGGGCUCCUCACGCUACUUCAAGACUCUUUACUGCCAGGUUAAAAAAGGAGCCGAGCCUCCCCAUCAGACUACUGUUACGCACCUCGAUAUUGUGACGGCGACCGGCUUCAAAGCCAUCUUGGAUUUCAUGUACUCAGCGCACCUUGCCCUUACCAGUAAGAACGUGAUCGAGGUCAUGUCGGCCGCCAGCUACCUGCAGAUGACGGACAUUGUCCAGGCCUGCCACAGCUUCAUCAAGGCUGCUCUUGACAUCAGCAUCCGCUCGGAGAUGGCCGAUGAGCUGGCUGACUUUGAAAUGGGAGCUGUUGCCGCAGGUUUAGGAGGAGGAGGUGGAGUCUCCGGGAAUGGAGGAGGGGUCAGUUUAGCUGGAGCCGGGGGUGUUCCAGGAGCUAGUUUGGGACGAGGGGGUGGGAUAGUAGGUAUAGCCUCUGAAGCUUUGGCGUCCAUCAUUUCUGGUCGCAGCACCUCUCCCUGGCUGGCACGCCGAACUAGUCCAGCCAACUCCUCCGGAGAUUCAGCCAUUGCCAGCUGCCAUGAGGGGGGCAGCACGUAUGGGAAGGAGGACCAAGAACCCCCUAAGAGCCAUGAGAGCCAGGAGGAAGCAUGCCAUGACUCUCAACCCGCCUGGCCUCAUGACUAUAGGCCGGUCAAUGUCAAAGAAGAACAGGUUUCCCCUGCCUCCUCUUCUCAUCCAAGGGACACUCCCAAGGGGUCAACCCAAAGCCAAGUAGAACACGGGGCAGGGGGAGCUGGUGGUGGAGGUGCCGAGGGGCCCUGGCAGCCCCUAUCGGGGUCCGGGCGGAGGAAGAACCGGAAGAACAAGGACACAGUCAGACAUAUCACCCAGCAGUCUGAAAGAACCUGGGAUCGGCAGAGGGACAGGGACAGAGACAGAGACAGUAGGCCUGGAUCGCCUCUGCCCUCCAUGCUAGCUGUCACUGGUUGGAACUACAACGGCCAGGACAUCCCAGGGGCAGACGUGACCGAACCCAACAGCUCAGACAGCCGCGGCGAGCGCCUCGAUUUCUUCCUCAAGCAGGAAGAGACUCUCGCCACAGAGUCGAGCUUCCUGGGCGCCAACGAAUCGGAGGAGCCAAGCGGAGGGGCGGGAGGCGGAGCCAUCUCAUCCGUAGCCAAUCUGAAGGCAGCGCUGAUGAGUAAGAACAGCCUGCUGUCGCUGCGGGCUGAGAUGAUGGGAGAUGAUAACCCCUUGCUGUAUGAGUACCUGCCCAAAGGAGGACACUCCCUGUCCUGGCUCCGCUCCAACAACUACUGCAGCGCACUCCGGCCAGGGGCCACGGGGGCCGCUGUUCAUAACAAACAGGGCGCUGGUUCCUCUCCUCCUCUUCCUCUUCUUCCUCCUCAUCUACCACCAUCACCACCACCUCCACCACCACCACCACCACCCCAUCUGCCAUCAUCAACAUCAGCAUACUGCCCACCCUCUCCGCCCACACCACUGCACCUAGCCGAGCCUCGGCCCCUGGAGGCCCCUGGGCUGCGGGCCGGGGCGACACCGCUGCACUCAGAAGGACUGGACAUGGAAGUAGAAGAGGCUCCCGAGGGCGCAGAGCCCUCCGCCUUGCCGGAGGGGAGCAUAAAGGAGAGAGAAGACAUGAAAGACUGCAGCACAGCUUUGGAAGAUGACCAGUCCCCUGUCGAGAGGGAUCAGAUGGGCGAGGGGAGUUGUGCCGGUGGCUCGUCAGUGCCUGCGUCAGUGUCCGUACCUGGCACGGGAUCUAAAGGGCCGCUCGCGCUGGUGAACGACUUCACAGUGAUCCGUAAAAAGUUCAAGUGCCCAUACUGCAGUUUCUCUGCUAUGCACCAGUGCAUCCUUAAGAGGCACAUGCGAUCCCACACCGGUGAGAGGCCAUACCCAUGUGAAAUUUGCGGCAAGAAGUUCACCAGACGGGAACACAUGAAGAGGCACACGCUGGUCCACAGCAAGGACAAGAAGUACGUGUGCAAGGUGUGCAGCCGGGUCUUCAUGUCCGCUGCGAGUGUUGGGAUCAAACACGGCUCUCGGAGGCAUGGGGUCUGCGCCGACUGCUCGGGCAGGGGCAUGGCCGCGCUGCUGGACCACAACGGGGAGACGGGCGGGGACAUCUCCCCCGAGGAGGAGCUUUAUCCUGGGGACCGGUUUCACGACGACCAGGCGGAGUGCGAUGGGGACGGGGAGGAGGAGAUGAUGGUGGAAGGGGACAGUGAGAUUUUGGGAGAAGGGGAGGAAGAGGCGGGGAAGUGGAAGGACUCAGGGAUGGCCGCCGAGGCGCACAGAGCACUGGACAAUGAGAAGGAGGAGAGCGACUCCUCGGCUCAGGAGGGGGAGCAGCAGAAUGGGAGUGAGAAGGACUUUGCUUGGAUCUCGUAGAACCCGUCAAGCCUCCUGCUUGUGGCUCGUCAACCAAUCUCUGGAGAUCUCCUCUGAUCUCUCAGGCAGAUUCCUCUGCUCACUUUACCCACUCGCCCACCCACUGUGGGCAGGCCUUCCUUUGUACGGAGAUGCUGUAGGGUGAUGCACGACAAUGAUCGAAACACUCAAACACUCCACACACACACACACACAUGCACGCACGCAUACACACUUUCUCAAGCUUGACCGCCAUAGAAGAAGAGUAAUCAAGAGAUGGCUUGAGUGCAAGGCUUUUUUCCGCUUACCUCCUCCACUUCAGAUGCAGUGUUUUUGUGUUUCUUCUUCUUCUCGAGGGUUCAGGCUGGAGUCCAGCCGUUUUCUGCUCUGUCACAACAGGUAUCGGGCUGCCAAGGACGCAGCCGGCGCUAGACUGCAACUUUGUAUGUUUGCCAUCACAAUCAUUGCAGAAACCGAGGAUCACAGGCAGAGUAAGGGGAGGGGACAGCCAGGAAACGAGGGCGUCUCAAAGCGAGAGUCUAAAUCUAUUGCAAAGAUCAAGUGUCAGGGUUGGGGGACUGCGAUGCCCCAAGUGACACAUUUUCUUUUUUGAGUCCUACUGCCACAGACUUGCACUUUAAUAACAACUGACUCCUAUCAAAGUCCUGAACCCAUGGUUUACAUUUUUAAUCUGAUCUUUACUUACCUGAACAACUCGGUGACCGCACCUACCUUUAAGGAUGUACCUUAUGUCUUCUCUGACUGUUAUCGCCAGAUAGAAAUCACUGAAUCUUUGUGCAGAUUGCUGAUCAUAGAGCCUAUGCCUUUUCAGUGGGGUCCUUAAUCUUUUCUUCUGUUAAGUUCACCACCUGGUUUCUAUUGAUCCAUUCCAACAGAAGCUGGAGAUUUGUACAUAAAGAUGUAAAAGAAAGGGGAAAUGAAGGCUGUGUGAGACAGAGAGAGACAGAGAAUGAACUUUGCUUUUACAAAUUGGGGAGUUUAAAACAAAACGUUUCUGCUCUGACAGUCGAUGCGAGUGCACAGUGGACCUACCUUACACUAACAAACACUCUUUGUCUCUCUCGCUUGUCUCUCGUGCUGAAGUUUGUGAAGAUAGGACCUGUGAGCCAAGUCUCUCACACCUUUUUUUGUUUUUCUCUCUCCCUGGUUUUAUUCUGUUUUGUUUGAUUUCCUCUUUACUCAGACGUGUAAAUUCCAGUUUCUCCACACAGAAUAUGCAGACACUUUUCGUGGUUACUCUUUUGCGUGCUCCAGUUCCUCCUGCUUUGCGAGGUGUAAAGAUAAAGGAUUCAACGUUGUGCUUGAAAUUCAGAGAUUUCAGUAUUUGUAGAGAGUGUAAUAUUGAUUUGUUAUUUAUUGAGAACCAUUUUUUUCCCCUCUCUGUGUCUGCGUAUGUGUGUGUGUGUGCGCUUGUGUGUGUGUGUGCGCAUGUGUGUACGUUUGAAUGAAAGUCUGGCGUCUAGAAAGAGUCUACACUGAUUUUUAAGAUUAUUUCUGAAUUUUUUGGCAAAAGUUAUUGACAAUUCAAGUGAGGCUGAUAACAUGUCUUAUUAUUAUGAAUAACUAUGAUUAUUGUUGUUGUUGUUACUAUUAAUUAUUCUUAUUAAGUGCUGGAUGCUAAGCUUUACUGUGUGUUUCUCUUUUUUUUUGAUAUUUUAUAUCUUGUACAAAAAGAAAGCUUUUAUACUUUGCCUUGUGGAUAGCAAGCCAUGGGGCUUUUUAUCAACCUUUUAUUGUGUCGGUUUACGCUUUUUUUUGUCGUAUUUACUUCUUUAUUUUUAUUUUUUUUACUACUGAGGGGGAAAAACACACUCACUGUCCUGCUCCUAUGUUGAAUAUUGAUUGAAACAUUUUAUUCAGCUUAUGCUUUUUACACCACUAAUGUACACUAAUUGAUUAUUAUGGAACCAAAAAAGGAGAAAAAAAUAUACCAAUCUAGUACUUUAGUAUACAUGAAGUGCUUUUGUUUUGCGGUCUGUGUUUUAACGAGUGCUUUUUGCCUUUAUAGUCGUGGUAAACGGUUCGUUGUUGGGUUGUUUUUAUUUUAUUUUGUUUAGUUUUUUUUUUUUUUUUCCCCCACGAGCCUGUCGCUAUUCAUCACAAUCGGAUUAAAGAAGUAAAGAAGUGCACGUUUUUUUUUUUUUGUUGUUGUUUUUUUUAAUUAUUGUUGUUAUAAAUGAAGGGCUGCGUGAGAGGGAACAGCUAGUUUUUUGAAGACUCCAAGCAGAUUAGAUUUUUAUUUUAUAUCUUCACAGUUAAAGUGACACACAGUGAAGCAGUUUGCAGACUAAACACUCCUCUCUAACGCAGGUGUGUUGAGUCUGCAGUUUGGAUCUCAAUCUUAAAAAAAUAAAAAUAAAAAAAUGGAAAAGAAGUGCUGCAGCUGUAACAUGUCGCCUGUGAUAGUUGCACACAUCAGGCUCUCUGCUCUGCUGCCAGUGCCAUGGACUGUACUUCUCAUCAAAAAGAAGAAGAAGAAAAAAACCCUCAGCACAACUUGUGAUGCUUUCUUCAUUUCUAGCAGCUCAGCUAUUUAAUGUGUUUUUGAUCCAUUUAUCAAAUUGCUCUUUAUUUCUGGGGUUAAUAAAAAAAAAAGACAAUGGGGUAGACAUUUUGAUGAAUGUUAGUAAUGGGUGUGGAAGGAGCCCAUGAUCAGUGACAAAUCUCUGUCCUGCGGUGCUGUUAUGGCCACUGAGAGACAUCUGGAUGUAUGUUUGAUUCCCCCAGACCCUUCCCACCCCACACUUUACUCUCUUCUCACGACCUGUGCUGUAUGUCCUCUUCCUCAUUCCGGGUUGUACUUCAGGAAAACGUCCGCCAUCGACCCCUCAAUAUGUGCCUCAAUGACAUUUUCUUUCACCCGCGUGCUUGCGAGAUGAAUAUUUGUGUGUGUGGAUAGAGAUUAUGGAGAUGUGUUUUGUUUUUUGUUUUUCUCCUGAGAAGACAAAUCAUAACGGGGCAACUAGAUCCUCCCUCCUUUUCCUUGACCUUUCGUGCCCUGAUUCUGUGGUCUUAACUUGCAUGCCUGUGUUCAUUUUUGUCAUACCAAAGCGACAUCUUCAGCAUCUGCGCACGGCGGUCUCAUUCCACACAAUGCAAAACUGGAACUGUUUGCUCUUUUUGCAGAUGAAUAUGGGUAUUCUUUGACGUGUACAAACUGCAAUCCUCAUUCAGCCUGUAUAGCUUGACUCACACGUGAAAAUCAUGAAGCCAUAGAUAUGGGUAUAUCUAUAUUCUACUAUAUUUAAAAAAAAAAAAAACAAAACAAAAAAAAUUUGGCGCUUUUUACUUUAGAUUUUGUUCUUCUACUAAGAGUGAUGUGUGUAUACCUUCAUAUAUAUGAAUUUAUAUUACUAUUAUAUAUUAUUUAUUUACUCUUUCAAGUUUCAAAGGGUCUUUCAUUUGUAAAAGGUCACACUUGAAGCUUGAGGUUUGUUUAUUUUUGUUGGGAAUAUUUGUUCAAUAUGAUACUGACUUUAUAAUGAUUAUUAUCAUAAUCCUGUGUUUGUAACAAAAUGUGGUAAUCAGAAAAAAAAAAAAAAAGAAAAAACUGUCCUGUUUUUACUCCUGUUUUGUUUUUUGGGCAGACUUAAGUGCUCUUGUGCUGAUUUUUAUUUUUUAUUUUUUCUGUUUGUUUUUUUGGUUGAUAGUACUGAUCACAGAACAUUUUUACGGUCAACCAUAAGCCUUCUGUUUCGAUGUUGGGUCGAGCCCGCGAGUUGUCCAAGCCUCUUUCUAACUUCAUGUUUAGUGGAAGAAUUAGCUUGACUAUUAUUUGCAAAAUCCAAUCAGUCUCAAUAAAUUUUGAAAUUGCUGCUGUAAAGACAUGA
Molecule: messenger RNA, 6718 nt
Organism: Poecilia latipinna (sailfin molly)
Lineage: Eukaryota; Metazoa; Chordata; Actinopteri; Cyprinodontiformes; Poeciliidae
Gene: zbtb46
Product: zinc finger and BTB domain containing 46
Exons: 9
Coding region: 369-2888 (839 amino acids)
Biological process (GO): regulation of transcription by RNA polymerase II
Molecular function (GO): protein binding; RNA polymerase II cis-regulatory region sequence-specific DNA binding; DNA-binding transcription factor activity, RNA polymerase II-specific
Source: RefSeq, a predicted model, not a curated record